AUGCGCGGCAAGGUCGUCGACCCACUCGUGCUCAUCCAGCAGAAUGACAAGGCCGUCGACGCGCGCAAGCUCGAGGCCGAGCUGUCGGACGUCUCACGCCUGGAGGCCUACUUCGGCGCGCCCAUGGAGACCAACUUCAACGUGCUCAAGGACUCGUACUCGACCGCGGCCCGCGACGUGUUGCCCUGGUCCGGGGACUACUGGGCCACGUACCGUGACGGCGUCAACGUCGAGUGGAAGGACGGAGACGUGUCCCCCGCCGAGAAGUACGCGGCUGCCUUCGGCAUCAGCGUGGACUCGUUCACGGACGGCAUCUCGCUGAGCACCGGCAUCCUGUCGGAGUCGUACGACGACUCGGAGUGCUCCAGCGACUCGGACUGCGAUUCCGGCAGCCUGUGCGGCAUCCGCAAGGGCGAGAGCAGCGGCUACUGUAUCCCGACGUGGCACGGCAUCUGCCACGCGUGGGCCGCCGCCGCGCUGUUCGAGGACGAGCCCAAGUGCGACGUCGAGCGGAACAACGUGACGUUCCACUCGGUGGACAUGAAGGCGCUCAUCAGCCAGCUCUACGACGGAGCGGCCAUCGAGGUGGUCUUCACGGGCGCGCGCUUCAACGGCCCCGACAGCCCCGAGGAACUCGACGACUACGGACGCUACGUGGACGACGCGCGGCGCGACAUCAAUCCCGCCUUCUUCCACAUCGCGGCCGCCAACAUCCUCGGCAAGCAGCGCCGCUCCUUCAUCGUGGACGCGAGCGCCGGCUCGCAGGUGUGGAACCAGCCAGUGCAGAAGUACGAGUUCCUGGAGGCCGAGAUCGUGGACGCCGCGGCGCUGUCGCUCGACAACUUCGGCACCGAGACGUACCCGUUCAACAGCGCGCUCAAGUACCUGGCCAAGUGCACGACGCGACUGACGUGGACAGCCGAGUCGAUCGAGGACGGCGCGCUCACGACCACCGGCAGGAUCGAGGCGUACACGGUGUACGAGGACUACGAGUACUGCCUCGAGCUGGACGAGAACUACACGAUCGUCGGCGGCGAGUGGCUCGGGGACUCGCGCUACGACCACCCGGAUUUCCUGUGGUUCCCCGCGGCCAAGCCGAGCGACGACACUGUCACGGACACGGGCAUCUUGUACGCGGACGUGCUGGACAUGAUCGAGGAGUCGCUCAAGUGCAUGGAUGUCACGAUCAGCCCUGACGUCCCGGACGCACCGUCCACCAAGACGCCCGGAUCGGAAUACACAAAGUCGCCAUCGUACACCAAGACCCCAUCGUACACCAAGACCCCAUCGUACACCAAGACACCGUCGAAGACCACGAAGGCACCAACUCCAGCGACCAAGACCCCGUCACCAACGACCUACGCGCCUUCAACGUACCCGCCCGAGACCUACGCUCCUGAGACCUACGCGCCGUCGACAUACCCGCCGGAGACCUACGCGCCGUCGACAUACCCGCCGGAGACCUACGCGCCAUCGACUUACCCGCCCGAGACGUACGCGCCUUCAACGUACCCGCCCGAGACCUACGCUCCUGAGACCUACGCGCCGUCGACAUACCCGCCGGAGACCUACGCGCCAUCGACUUACCCGCCCGAGACGUACGCGCCUUCAACGUACCCGCCCGAGACCUACGCUCCUGAGACCUACGCGCCGUCGACAUACCCGCCGGAGACCUACGCGCCAUCGACUUACCCGCCCGAGACGUACGCGCCUUCAACGUACCCGCCCGAGACCUACGCUCCUGAGACCUACGCGCC
Messenger RNA from Phytophthora sojae, 1757 nucleotides. RefSeq lists its product as hypothetical. The annotation marks the transcript as partial. The transcript has a single exon. NCBI's taxonomy places the organism in Eukaryota, Oomycota, Peronosporomycetes, Peronosporales, Peronosporaceae. The record is from RefSeq and is a predicted model, not a curated record. Gene Ontology annotation, molecular function: aminoacyltransferase activity.